Molecule: messenger RNA, 516 nt
Organism: Hemiscyllium ocellatum (epaulette shark)
Lineage: Eukaryota; Metazoa; Chordata; Chondrichthyes; Orectolobiformes; Hemiscylliidae
Product: transmembrane protein 186-like
Cellular component (GO): mitochondrion
Source: RefSeq, a predicted model, not a curated record
AUGGAGCCAAAGCCCAAAUAUCCAGAUAGUGAACACUUCACAAUGAUACAUAGGUUUCAUGGAAUAAGAUUCCUGAUAGCUGUUUCGCAGCUAAAAGUACUUAAGACUAGCAUAACUGUCACACUUGUACCCACAUUUUAUUAUUUUUACCUGCAGGAACAAGUGCAAUAUGUUCUCCUUGCUUUUAUGACUGGAUUAUCAGAUUUUGCUGUACUCAUGCUUUAUUUCAUGAUUUGGAGAUGCCGAUUAGGGUAUUAUUUAAGACGAUUCAUAGGAAUGCUGUAUCUAAAUGGCUCUAGAACCGCUCUAAAUGUUUCACACUUGACCUUUUGGAGAAGAAGAGUUGAUUUUUAUGUUGCUGUUCAAGAUGUCAUGCCUCUUGGAAAUACAGGGGACAUAGCAAAUGAAAUUAUUUUACAGUUUAAACAAUAUAACAAAACUGAGAUUUAUUUCACAAUUAAGUUUGGGCAGGUAGUUGAUAAGCAAAAAUUCCUUCAAGUAUUUGGUAAUAAUUAA